AUGGACGUCGACGGAGAAGCUGCAUGCAAAGAAGAGCCUUGGAAACAGCUCGAGGAACAGCUGUUCCAUCGCUGGGAACUGUUGGGGGUUUGCCAUGUCAAGACCGGCGAUCGCAGGUCUGCGUACGAUGCAUUCGUCAGAGGGUUCCCAUUCGCGAACCACGACCUGGUGGGCCUCGCGUGCAAGACGCCUAUCGUGCGGCUCUUUGAGAAUCCUGCGCUGAAGCAGCUCGGCGUGCUCGUCGACCGCGUGACGUACGUCGCGGCGUGCGAGCUUCUCCUCCUGCCGACCGCCGUUUCCUCCCUCUCGUGGUUCUCCGAUGAUGGAACUAGUAUGGAGCGUAAAUGCAUCUAUGGGGCGCUUAUAGAGCGGCAGAUCGCAAGCUUGGAAGAAAGCAAGUGGAAGCCGGGCGUCAGGGACGUGUUGAGGCAGCUCGUGGACGACGGCUUGCUACGCUGUGCGAGCCUCCCUCGGCGGUGGGCGUGCGGUGAAAGAUCUCCAGGCUGCGGCCCUGCGAAGCGUGCGACGUGA
Molecule: messenger RNA, 531 nt
Organism: Epithele typhae
Lineage: Eukaryota; Fungi; Basidiomycota; Agaricomycetes; Polyporales; Epitheliaceae
Exons: 2
Coding region: 1-531 (176 amino acids)
Source: RefSeq, a predicted model, not a curated record